AGAUCUCGUGAGGGCGAAAACGCGAGGCUUGGAGGCGCCCGCGCUUAGGCUUCGCGGGAGGAGGAACGGGGGAGGCCUGAGCGCCGCAGUGCAUGCUGGGGCCGCCACUCUCUCGGGAAAGCGCGGGACCGAUGAAAGUACGGGUCCCGGGAGGUUGACUGCACUCUGGGCUCAGGAACGUGGUGGUGUCUCAGAUAAGGUACAGCAAGCUUUGAAACAUGACAGACUAGAGAAAGCGAAGGGGAAAAGUCUAAACAUGAAGCCACUUCUGACCAUCUGCAGGCUGCUUAGACAUUUCAACGGAUUUUCUGUAAAACCAAGCCCUCUUGUGAGUUUCUCCACUUCCUCUUAUUUGUGCCGCCAGAAGAAAAAAAACCCGUAUGAAACAGUAGACCAAGGAAAGUACUCCCGUUUAGUGCGGUCUGUCUUGUUCAAAGGCCCGGCCCAGACCCCAGAGUCAUUGUUCAAGGAAGAUGAUGUUCUCUUCGGUCCUGUAUGUAAGCACAAGGCUCCAGAGCAGCCGGCGAGAGUUCCAGAGACCUGGUUUCCUAUCUUCAAUGAAGAGAGAAGUGGGAAACCACAUCCCAGGGCUUCUUCGGGUCCCUUGAAGAUCCCUUUGCAAAGACACGAGACACCCAGUGUGACACGCAUCCUUCAGCAGACCAUGACACCCGAACAGAGCUUCUUUCUGGAGAGGUGGAAACAGCGGAUGAUUCUGGAGCUGGGAGAAGACGGAUUCGCAGAAUAUACUUCAAAUACCUUUCUACAAGGCAGAAAGUUCCAUGAAGCCUUGGAAAGCAUACUCUCCCCGCAGGAGAACUUAGAAGGGAGAGAAGAACUCCUCCAGUCUGGCUAUAUCAAAAGCGUCCAGCAUAUUUUGAAAGAAAUCAGUGGUGUGCAAGCCCUGGAAAGCGCUGUUCAGCACGAGGCCCUGAAGUAUGUAGGGAUGCUGGACUGUGUGGCUGAGUACCAAGGCAAGCUGUGUCUGAUUGAUUGGAAGACAUCAGAGAAACCAAAGCCUUUUAUUCACAAUACGUAUGAUAACCCACUACAGGUCGUGGCGUACAUGGGUGCUGUAAACCAUGAUGCUCACUACAGCUUUCAGGUUCGGUGUGGCUUAAUUGUGGUGGCCUAUAAAGACGGGUCCCCUGCCCACCGUCAUUUCAUGGAUGAAGAGCUCUGUUCCAAGUAUUGGGCCAAGUGGCUUCUUCGACUAGAAGAAUAUACAGAAAAACAAAAGAAUCAGAGUAUUCCGAAGCCGGACUAGAGGCCAGGAUAUGACUUGGGAACAUUGGGCGAAUCUGAGAGUUACGUUAACACAAACUGAAGAUGUAAUUUGUUGGGACGUAUUGCUAGUGAGAAGUCAGCACUGACCCAGCUGUACUACCUCUGUUAUGUACCCAGAAGAGGGCACACAGGAUUGACACUCACCUUGGUGACUUCUGGACUCACUUGCAGAUCUUUUUGUGUCCCUGGCAGGAUGCCCAGUCUUUGGAUUGAGAUCAGAAGGCAGUGAAGCUUCAUGUGCCAAGCAUGCCCCUAGGGCUCUCAGGGAGGGGGUGAGGGUCCCAACCACCAGGGUGUGAAGAGGGAGAGCCAUCAGCCUGGCUGCCUAGAAAGCUAGCACACUCACCACAGCAUGGGCCAGAACCUUUCUAUACCAGUGGAGCCCAGCAGUGGUCACCACUGUUAGGGUGUAGUAUCUGUUUCUGGUGUCAGUCAGCAGGCCAUAUACUAGAAAAACACUGUUGUGGGAUUUUUCAGCUAAGAGCAACACUGAUAUAAUCCUUUUUUUUUUUCUGUGUUUGGUAGAUAAUCAUUGGUUGUUCUUGGAAUUGAGAAAGAUAAAUGUCAUUAUUUCCUUGGGAGAGGAAAAAAAGAGUAAUAAAGUGGUUUUGUUUGGUUUUA
Alexandromys fortis (reed vole) is the source of this 1908-nucleotide messenger RNA. RefSeq names its product mitochondrial genome maintenance exonuclease 1 (gene Mgme1). The record is from RefSeq and is a predicted model, not a curated record. The coding region runs from base 257 to 1267 and encodes 336 amino acids. NCBI's taxonomy places the organism in Eukaryota, Metazoa, Chordata, Mammalia, Rodentia, Cricetidae. Gene Ontology annotation, molecular function: single-stranded DNA exodeoxyribonuclease activity. The transcript has 5 exons. Gene Ontology annotation, cellular component: mitochondrion. Gene Ontology annotation, biological process: mitochondrial DNA replication.